Saccharomyces mikatae IFO 1815 is the source of this 2829-nucleotide messenger RNA. It is a transcript of the gene CDC13, whose product is annotated as telomere-binding protein CDC13. Lineage: Eukaryota; Fungi; Ascomycota; Saccharomycetes; Saccharomycetales; Saccharomycetaceae. Gene Ontology annotation, molecular function: telomerase inhibitor activity; G-rich strand telomeric DNA binding. Gene Ontology annotation, biological process: regulation of telomere maintenance via telomerase; telomere capping. Bases 1 to 2829 code for a protein of 942 amino acids. The record is from RefSeq and is a predicted model, not a curated record. The transcript has a single exon. Gene Ontology annotation, cellular component: nuclear telomere cap complex; chromosome, telomeric region.
AUGGAUACUUUGGAAGAACCAGAAUGUCCUGAGCAUGAAGACCGUGUUUUUGUGAAAUCAAGCAAAGACUUUGAAGGUUAUGCCAGCAAAGCAAUAGUCCCCGUCCACUUCGUCGCGCUUUUAACUUCUAUAUACUUGACAGAAACAAAAGGUUUACUGGUAUUUUCUAAUUUUGAGGAGGGGGAAAGUCAAGUGGAAAAAGACCAGUAUAUAAUUAAACUGAAAUUCAAAGACAGGAGCUCGGAAAGAUUAGCAAGAAUGACUAUUUCCUUACUUUGUCAGUACUUUGAUAUUGAAUUGCCGGACCUGGACUCAGGCUCAACACUAAUAUUGAAAGAUAUUCAUCUUGAAAGGCUAUGUUUUUCAAGUUGUAAAGCUUUAUAUGUGUCAAGAUCUGGGAACUACACCCUAUUUUUAGAGGAUAUCAAACCAUUGGAUAUAGUGAAUGUAAUAAACUCCAUAUCUACGAAAUCUCAAAAAAGCGGCACUGAAUUUUUGCCAUCAGGCCCAAUUAUAGAAUCUAAUUUGAGGGAACCACUAUUAGAUAUUUUCAACAAUUUGAUAAAAAUGAACAUAGAUGAGAGAAACAGUUUCAAAUUUGUAAGAUUGAUUCACUACAAUACGGAAUUGAAGAAAUUUAUCCAAGAGCAGCAAAGCCUUUUAUCGCAGAAAUCAAAAACCAAGCUAAUCAAUCCUUUCUUUGCUCCAAACAGAUUAGGAAUACCUUAUGUUGAGACGCAAAACGAAUUUAAUUCGCAGCUUAUGACGCUUAAUUCAGAGCAACCAAUUACAGAUAUAAGCAGUAAUGGAGAUGACAUGAGGUACAGUACAGAUCCUAUUGAGGAGUCUGAUUCUUCAACUAUCUCUUCUACGGGGAAGUUUGUAAGCCCAGGAUCCUGCAUCCAGUCGCACACACCCGAAAGGAAAACAAGCGUACCAAACAAUUGGCUGGAUAACGAUUCCGAGGGUAAGAAUAAAAGAAGACUUUCCUUUCAGUGCACUAGCGCACCUUCAUCCCAGCAGAUAAUUGAUUAUGAGCGACUUUCGCUAGCUAAAGUAGGCUCGGUUGAGAGGCUUAAGGGAAAGUUUGUUGGGAUGUAUCCGUCUCAUUUCAGCGGCAUAACUGAGUUCAGAUAUUGCACAUUGAAGUUAUAUUUUACACACUUAUCGGUAUCAAAAAUCCCAGACAAGAUAUUGAUACCGGGUACCAACUGCAUUGAGAUCAUUAUCCCUACGAUGGAGCGAAUACGUGAACUAUUCGGAGUUUUAAACUGUCAGAACAGUAUGAUAUCGAAUAUUCUACUACUGGAUAAGCCAGAUCCGAUCUCCGUGGAAAUUGAAAGGGUCAUGUGGAACAAUGAUGAGACAAUUAGCCCUGGUUUGACUGUUUGGAGUUUAAAGAACAUUAGUGUAAAGACGCAGGCGCAGGCGUCGGCGCAGUCUCCUGCGAAGUCACUCCCACCAGUCAAUGCACCUCGCACGAAAAUGCGCAAAAUGGCAGAGAAAGACCCCACCAUCGAGUUCUGUCACUUGGAGCUCAACACAUUCGAAACAAAAUACGUAACAAUGUUUGGCAUGCUAGUGUCUUGCUCAUUUGACAAACCUGCCUUCGUAUCUUUUGUCUUUACCGAUUUCACUACGAAUGACAUCGUCCAAAACUACCUCUAUGACAGAUACUUGGUAGAUUAUGAGGCCAAAUUGGAGCUCAACGAAGGCUUCAAAGCCAUCAUGUACAGAAACCAAUUCGAAACAUUUGACUCCAAAAUCUUAAACAUAUUUAACAAGAGGUUGAACGAGUUGCAGAACGGCCGCGACGAAAACCUUUCGCAACACGGCAUAGUUUGCAAGAUGAACAUAAAAGUGAAAAUUUAUAACGGCAAACUAAACGCCAUUGUACGCGAAUGCGUGCCGGUUCUACAGUCUCAGGUAAGAAGCGUUGCUUCACCUUCACAAAGCGAACAUUUAAGAUCUUUUUAUCAGCGGGCGUUUAAGAGAAUCGGCGAGUCCGCCAUCUCACGCUACUUCGAAGAGUACCAAAGGUUUUUUCCCAUACAAAGAAACAAAACCUCUCAUCUCGCGCAAUUAAAGACCGCUGUUUCAGGACAUGAACAGGAUCACGAACCAGGACAGCUGCACACUUCAAUGGUCCCCACCGAAUAUAUACCUGAUCUAAAUGCGGACGUGUCAUCCUUCGAUAUCGAGUGUACAGAUAUUUUCCCGCUCUUGAACUCCCUGUCUCGUUGCCCACACCCGCGCCAAAUACACAAGACAAGCACCCUAUAUAGUUGCAGAGGACGCAUCAUUGCCAUUGAAUACAUGGCAUCUGACAUCUGCUUCCAUAUUACGAACGAGUUUUCUCUUUCACAGGGCCGCAGCGCGGACUCCCAGAAAGUGCUAAAACUACACAUUAUUACCCCUAAGAACUUUGCAUACUUUUUCAACCGCCCAAAUGCCUAUAUACAGCGCCAGAGUCUUGAGGAAAUAUAUACGCAAUUGACACAAUUUCUCGGCCAUUCAUUCCAAUUCAAUAUAACCUCCUCCUACAAGUUGCUCCCUGAAACUGCCUUGGCUUUGCAGAUCUGGUGUCCCAUUGAAUGCACGCUUCGGGAGUUGCAACAACAGCUGGCCCAUCUAAAGGCUGCAACCACUCCUGAUUCAGGGAGUCUUGGUUACGCAAUUACCGCCGCCGUCAAUCCUCCGCGAUUUCUUGCCGCUCAAGAUGGCGUCACCGUGAAAAAGGAGGAAGAUAAUGGCGAUGAAGCCGGGACAUUUUCCGCUUCGUGGGACACGAUUGGCGCAGCCCAACGCGGCGGUGCCAAAUUUCAGUGA